Messenger RNA from Xiphophorus maculatus (southern platyfish), 2114 nucleotides. Its product is annotated as tripartite motif-containing protein 16-like. The record is from RefSeq and is a predicted model, not a curated record. The transcript has a single exon. NCBI's taxonomy places the organism in Eukaryota, Metazoa, Chordata, Actinopteri, Cyprinodontiformes, Poeciliidae. The coding region runs from base 1 to 1671 and encodes 556 amino acids. Gene Ontology annotation, molecular function: zinc ion binding; protein binding.
AUGGAGCAGCAGGCGGUUCAGGUGGAUCGAGAAACUUUCUCCUGUUCCAUCUGUCUGGAUCUACUGAAAGAUCCAGUGACUACUCCCUGUGGACACAGCUACUGUAUGAACUGCAUUACAAAGUUCUGGGAUGAAGGUGAGAAAAAGGAAAACUACCACUGUCCUCAGUGCAGCACAACCUUCACACAGAAGCCUGACCUGCAGAAAAACACCAUGCUAGCAGCUUUAGUGGAGCAGCUGAAGAAGACUGGACUCCAAGCUGCUCCUGCUGACCACAGUUAUGCUGGACCUGAAGAUGUGGCCUGUGAUUCCUGCACUGGAAGAAAACUGAAAGCCUUCAAGUCCUGUUUAGUCUGUCUGGCCUCUUUCUGUGAGAAACACCUUCAGCCUCAUUUUGUUUCAGUUGCAUUUAAGAAACACAAGCUGGUGGAGCCGUCCAAGAACCUCCAGGAGAACAUCUGCUCUAAGCAUGAUGAGGUGAUGAAGAUGUUCUGCCUCACUGAUCAGAAGUGUAUCUGCUAUCUCUGCUCUGUGGAUGAACAUAAAGGCCAUGAAACUGUGUCAGCUGCAGCAGAAAGGACUGAGAGGCAGAGAGAGCUGGAGGAGAGACGAGGAAACAUCCAGCAGAGAAUCCAGGACCAGGAGAAAGAUGUGAAGCUGCUUCAACAGGAGGUGGAGGCCAUCAAUCGCUCUGCUGAUAAAACAGUGGAGGACAGUGAGAAGAUCUUCACCCAGCUGAUCCGUCUCCUCCAGAAAAGAAGCUCUGAGGUGAAGCAGCAGAUCAGAUCCCAGCAGGAAACUGAAGUGAGUCGAGUCAAAGAUGUUCAGGAGAAGCUGGAGCAGGAGAUCACUGAGCUGAAGAGGAAAGACGCUGAGCUGGAGCAGCUCUCACACACAGAGGAUCACAACCAGUUUCUCCUCAACUACCCCUCACUGCCAGCACUCAGUGAGUCUACACACUCAUCCAGCAUCAACAUCCGUCCUCUGAGACACUUUGAGGACUUGACAGCAGCUGUAUCAGAGCUCAGAGACAAACUACAGGACGUCCUGAAAGACUCAUGGACAAACAUCUCACUGAUGGUCACUGGGGCGGAUGUUCUACUGUCACAACCAGAACCAGAACCAAAGAGCAGAGCUGGAUUCUUAAGAUAUUCAUGUGAAAUCACUCUGGAUCCAAACACAGCAAACACAUGGCUGAGACUAUCAGAGGGGAACAGGAAGGUGACAGUAAUGGAUCAUUAUCUGUCUUAUUCUAGUCACCCAGACAGAUUCACUGGAUAUUUUCAGGUUCUGAGUAGAGAGAGUCUGUCUGGACGUUGUUACUGGGAAGUGAAGUGGAGAGGGGAACCAGUUUCUGUAGCAGUCGCAUACAAUAGUAUCAGUAGGGUAGGAUCGGGUAAUGAAUGUGCUUUUGGAUAUAAUGAUAAAUCUUGGGCAUUGCAUUGUUACCAAAGCAAUAGUAAUUUUUGGCAAAACAACAUUUCAACCUCCAUCUCAGGUCCAGUUUCCUCCAGAGUCGGAGUGUACCUGGAUCACAGAGCAGGUAUUCUGUCCUUCUACAGCGUCUCUGAAAGCAUGACUCUCCUCCACAGAGUCCAGACCAGAUUCACUGAACCGCUACUGGCUGGAGUUUCGCUUGCAGAAUCUGCUGAGUUCUGCAAACUUAAAUAACAAGAUUGUCUUACUUUAUUGCUCUGUUAUUGGGUCUCUGGUGUCAAUAUCUGUUCAUGUGUUUGACCAGGAAUGUAAUUGAUCAUGUUUUUGUGUAAUAUUCAUAUUGAUUUAUUUCUUAUUUCUCUAUUGGAUUGUAUUCUUAUUUCUCUGUUUGUCCACUUCCUGCUUUUGAAGUGGUCUCUGGCCCGCCUGGUGUUCACAUAUGCAUUUAGACCACACCAGAUUUCACUUCAACCGAACCAAGAAUGAGGUUUGUAGGUGGAUCAGGAUUCAAUUGCAAAAAGUUCUCCAAACAAAUCAGACUUUCUAGGCAAAAGAGCCAAAGUCUCAUUAAAGUGGACUGAACAGGGUUAAUGUGAACGGAAAUAUUUGUAGCCUACUCCUUUAAAAUAUUUUUGUGCCUACAUUUCAUAAUUAUAUAAAUUACUUGUGUGACCAUG